GCACUCGCGGGUGCGCGCGCGGACGGCCGGGCGGCGGCGGCUCCCGGAGGUGGUGGCUUCACUUUCCAGGACUCAGGGGCAGCCACAGCGACAGCCGCGGGCAGCAGCCUCAGGAGCCGGAGCUGGAACGGCCGGGGGCGGCGGCAGCGGCGGCGCUGAGGGAUCUAAAAUGUCCACUGAGGCACAAAGAGUUGAUGACAGUCCAAGCACUAGUGGAGGAAGUUCCGAUGGAGAUCAACGUGAAAGUGUUCAGCAAGAACCAGAAAGAGAACAAGUUCAGCCCAAGAAAAAGGAGGGAAAAAUAUCCAGCAAAACCGCUGCUAAAUUGUCAACUAGUGCUAAAAGAAUUCAGAAGGAACUUGCAGAAAUCACAUUGGACCCUCCUCCCAACUGUAGUGCUGGACCCAAAGGAGACAACAUUUAUGAAUGGAGGUCAACUAUAUUGGGACCCCCAGGAUCUGUCUAUGAAGGAGGGGUGUUCUUUCUUGACAUUACCUUUUCACCAGACUAUCCGUUUAAACCCCCUAAGGUUACCUUCCGAACAAGAAUCUAUCACUGUAAUAUUAACAGCCAAGGUGUGAUCUGUCUGGACAUCUUAAAGGACAACUGGAGUCCGGCUUUAACUAUUUCUAAAGUUCUCCUCUCCAUCUGCUCACUUCUUACAGAUUGCAACCCUGGUGAUUUCGAAGCCUGGCCUGCUUUGCCUCCAAGUCAGCUGAAAUGGAAUCUGUUACCCUGAAUAAGCCUGUAUAUGACAGCCUGUUCUCUCUACAGAUAUUCCUGCUUAAAGGAAUAGAUUCAUUCCACCAAAGCCUUCUCUCAGCAAUCAAAAAGACUUCUGUUCAGUGAACUAGUUUUUUUUUUUUGCUCCGUUUCAGAAAAUUACAAAUGCAUUCUGCAAAAACUUAAAAAUCACUCCUAACUAAAGCAGAACCACAUAAGUAAAAGAAAUAGAUUUUGAAAUAAUGCUAUUGAUAGUAAGAACAAGCCUAAAAAUAAUGUUCCAUAAAACCAAAGACAGCCUGCCUCAUAUGAGACUAGAAGAGAAUUUGUAAAAUACAUGCUAACAUUUAGUUUAUCACACUUUUUAACACAUAAAAAUAAAGUUUCCUAAUUGGUUUUUAUGAAUGUUGACACUUCUAGAAUCUUAAAUAGAGUUGUUUAUUUUAAAGUAGUCAAAUGUCCAUUCUUUUGCUUAAUGGACUUAUUUCACACUGUUAUCUGGUACACUUUCAAUCUCUGUAGGUUUUUUUACCUACAGAGGUAGGAAAGAUUAGGUUAGAUUGAAGUUUAUCUUAAAUCUAUCUUCAAAUUAUCACAAAAACAAGUUUGAUAGAAUAGGAAUAAAUAAGAUUUUCCUACACUGAAUCUGUAGAGCUAUUUUAACCCGGAAAUGCUGUCACCUCAAAAAUAGGCCUUGUAUAAUGAUACAAAUUUAACUCACUUAAAAAAUACUUUCUCACUCUUAUCCAUACAUAAACUUAUUUUCUAAAUCUUUUUCAUACUCUUUUUGUAAUUUGCACUUGUCUCUUUAAAGAAUUUUUGGUCCAUUCCAACACAGAUGUUCUUUAGGGUAUGACUACCCAUCCUUAUCAGCAUGAUAUUUGUAGACAGCAGAUGUAGAUUUGAAAACCAGUUUAAUUGUUUAUUAGUCAUAUCACAUUGGAUGGGUCACUUAACUUUCCACAGGCUUAGUUUUUGAUAUAAAAUUGGGAUUAGUACCAGCCCUGCCUAAAUCACUGGAUUCCUCUGAGGUUAAAAUGAGAUGGUAUAUGUGAAAGCCAUUUAUAAAUGGUAAUGUGUUGUUGAUAUUGUUACCCAGAGUAUUUGGGACACCAAAUGGGCCCACAAUAGGUGACCGAUAAACACCUACUCAGUUGAAUUUAACUGGGGAGAUAGUAUCGAAUAGUAUCUAACGCCGUCACCUCAACAUUGACACUUGGAUUUUACAAUCGAAAAAAGCUGAACCUUGACUUAGUAGGAUUAUCACUCAGGUGGCAGAUGUCCAAACGUUAUCAGCCAGUCGAUGGGUGCACCAGCAAUAAUCAUUCUGUUUUCAAUGCAAUUGUCUAGGUAGAUCUAACUGCUGGUCUUAUUAGGCCACCACUUCAUGAUGGUGUUUAUUGAGCCUGAUAGAGCAUUCUUUUUUUUUUUUUUUUUUUUUUUGAGAUGGAGUCUCGCUCUGUCGCCCAGGCUGGAUUGCAAUGGCACGAUCUCAGCUCACUGCAUCCUCUCCUCCCGGGUUCAAGCGAUUCUCCUGCCUCAGCCUCCCGAGUAGCUGGGUCUACAGGCCCCACCACCAUGCCUGGCUAAUUUUUUGUAUUUUUAGUAGAGACAAGGCUUCACCGUGUUAGCCAGGAUGGUCUCAAUCUCCUGACCUCGUGAUCCGCCCGCCUCGGCCUCCCAAAGUGCUGGGAUGACAGGCGUGAGCCACCCAACCAGCCAAGCAUUCUUAUUUGUUAGACGUUACCUGGCUUUUUCUGAGUUUAGUCUUGCUUACUAAACAUUAUUUAAUUUGUGAAUUGCCAAAGUUGAGAAUACCAUUGGGGAAUCAAAUUUCUGUGCUUUCUUAUUUGUAAGUACUUUCUUCUGGAGUCAUUAUUUAACACAUAAAAUUUAAGUUCUAUUUGGUUUCAUCUUUUGAAGUUUGUUUUUGCUAUUUUGUGGACUUUUUAAAAACUCUUAGAUGUUUGGUAAUAUUCUUUAUAUGAAAUCUGUUUCUUUAACAAUUAUUUAAAAUGUGCUUAUAUUAUGGCCUUCAGACCUAUUUAAAAAAUGGGUAUUUUACCUCAUGCAAAAUUAAUCAUUGUGAGAACACUGACAAUUAGAAGAUCAACAGUUUUCCUUUACCUGAUGCUUAGUUUACAGAGUUAUGGCUAUAAAUAUUUCUAACCUUUUUUUCCUUCUUGAGACGUGUAUAGGUCUGUAUAUCAUCUAGCAUUAUUUUAUUAAUCUCAUUUCUAUUUGUCUGCUCUACUACUGUUACUCUCUAAAGUGUUUUUGAGCUUGUUUUGUUCUAAACUCAGUUAUGAUGUAUCAUUUAAAAUUUUCCCCCAAAUAUGUAUGACUCUUAUGAGACAGUCAGAAAGUUGACAAUGAAACAUUUGAUAUUGAGAAAUUAUUGCCAGAAAUUUUUGAGCAUGACAAUGGAAUUGUACCUGUCCUUACCUUUUAGACAUCUGUACUGGACUAUUUGCAAAUAAAAUUCUUUGAUAUAUGGAA
This is a messenger RNA of Homo sapiens (human), 3222 nucleotides long. RefSeq names its product ubiquitin conjugating enzyme E2 E2 (gene UBE2E2). The transcript has 6 exons. NCBI's taxonomy places the organism in Eukaryota, Metazoa, Chordata, Mammalia, Primates, Hominidae. Gene Ontology annotation, biological process: protein ubiquitination; protein monoubiquitination; protein K48-linked ubiquitination. The record is from RefSeq and is marked validated. Gene Ontology annotation, molecular function: ubiquitin conjugating enzyme activity. The coding region runs from base 170 to 739 and encodes 189 amino acids.